AACCCAAGCUUAAAGCUGAGGACAUUUCCCCAGCCUAGCUUUGAGAUAGUGAGUGUGUUAGCAUCGCUACAUCUAACUUGAAGUUUCUGGAUCCUUAAUCCUCUAACAAAACCGCUGUUGUACAGCUAGCUGCAUUUCAGGCUAAUUUAGCUUAAUGUUACGCUGUGUUCCACGUGCUUCAGAAAUCUGAAACUCGUCACUGGAAGUUUGAAUCAUAACUGUGUUUGGGUUGUUCCCACCGACUUCAUAUUGUUACUGACAGAUCAAGGUUCUCUCAGGGACUGCAGUUUGGCUCGGCGAUGACGAUAAAUGACGUAGACGUCUGACAGAACACUUUUGUUUGCAUGGAAACCUAAGGAAAAUUGGAGUUUCUUCUGACUUGUUAUUGGACAGUUUUCCCGCCCGGUGGUUCAUCCAUUCUGACACACAGUCUGUGGUGUAGAGUUACAGCCACUGUGGAGUAAAAGAGGGUUUUAACGUCCAACAUGUGCUUUGCAGUAUGUUUGUAACCCGAACGCCAUAAAAGCGGAGGUGUUUGUUGUUGUGCUAAGAGCUUCACAGUCUGAACAGAAGGUUGUAUCUGUGAAACAUCAGUGUUCCUCUUACCAGAGUUCUACAGACUCUGAAUACUCUCCAUAUCUGCACCGCACUGCCUGAGCUUCAGCCGCCUAAACAUGUUUGCCUUAACGUCUGCUUUAUGCUUAUGAUUUUGCCAGUUUAUGUAUUAUUUUUAUAUUUUAAAUACCAAAAAAGUGUUAAACGUUAUUUAAGUAUUUGUGAAAUGGAAAGAAAAUGUAUUUUGGUCUAAAAUAAAGGUUUGUCUUUGUCAUUGUUACAGAAUAUUGGCUGUUCUUGUUCUUCUGUGGGGGUAUAAACCUCAGUGGAUCAUCUGCCCCCAGCCAAUCACAUGACCUGCCUGCACAUGCGUCGAUUCUCACUCUCACUGUUUGACUUAUUGUCUUAUUUUUGUCCCGUAAUCACAAAAAAAAGUACAUUUCCAACUGUGUCCUUUAUCGACCUAACCUGCUGCACAACCUUUCCCUGUCGUCUGUGGGUUCAAAUUAGACUGCUUUGAAUGAAGCACUAAACUGUGUUUCAUGCUGUCUUUCAACAUUUGUCACUGUGACAAUUAUGCAGUAGAGUUCCACCCAUUCUGGGUCUCUUUGGAAAAUCCAGUCCAAAUAACAGGGAGUUUGAAAUCCCUCCCAUGGCAACCACUCGCUGACGAUGGACUCAUGACAAAAAGACCAACCAACGUCUUCAUUCGUUCAAGUAGCACAGCUGGAGGACAUGGCUUUCAAUGGCACCUGGCAGGUUUAUUCUGAGGAAAACUUGGAAGAUUUCCUAAAAGCAGUAGGUGCACCUGAAAUGGUUGUGAAGAUGCGCAAAAAUGUCAAACCUGUGAUUGUGAUUGAGCAAAAGGGCAAAGAAUUCACCUACACCAUAAAGACCCCCGCCUGCACCAAAGCCCACUCCUUCAGCAUUGGACAAGAGACAGAAAUGAUGACACUGGACGGCAGGAAGUUUAAGUGUGUCGUCAGGGAGGAGAAUGGAAAGAUGAUUGCUGAGAGUGCAAAGUUCAGCUCCGUGAGAGAAAUCCAAGGAGGGGACAUGGUGGAGACCAUUACUGCCGGCUCUGUGAUCUUUAUCAGCAAAAGCAGAAGAAUCUGACCAGCAUCAAGUUAUAUCUGGUUGCCUGGAUAUUUUACGUUUGACCAAAUGUGUCCAUAAAUAAACAUGUAUGACCAACAAAGCAGUGUGGUUAUUUGUUAUUAUAA
Cynoglossus semilaevis (tongue sole) is the source of this 1778-nucleotide messenger RNA. RefSeq names its product fatty acid binding protein 10b, liver basic (gene fabp10b). Gene Ontology annotation, molecular function: lipid binding. The transcript has 4 exons. The record is from RefSeq and is a predicted model, not a curated record. NCBI's taxonomy places the organism in Eukaryota, Metazoa, Chordata, Actinopteri, Pleuronectiformes, Cynoglossidae. Bases 1291 to 1671 code for a protein of 126 amino acids.